UACCAUAUUGAAGGGACUUAUCUCCAAACUUUUCCUUGAUAAAGAGAUUCCGGCGGAUAUUUUUAAUUUUAAGGAAUAUUCUUGCCAAGGGUUGAUUGUAAUCUCAUCCCUUUACUGCUCCCAGCCCACCAUCUCUCAAACUUGUCUCAAAUGGCUUCUCAAGAUCAUCAUCAUCAUGACCAUAGCCAUGAGGAUGCAAAGACAACAUCAUGGGUAGGAGCAGAUGGGAAGGUAUACCAUAGCCAUGAUGGGCUGGCUCCUCACUCUCAUGAACCAAUAUACUCACCUGGCUACUUUACCAGAAGAGCACCUCCACUUAUUAACAGGAACUUCAAUGAAAGAGCUUUUACUAUUGGAAUUGGUGGUCCUGUUGGUACUGGGCCAUUAGCAGAUUUCGAGUUGACCUCAGCCAGUGUGAGGUCGAGCUUCAGAAGGUCUCGGGGGAGAGAGAUGCUCUGCGACUUCUUUGCAGCCAAAAUGACGAGGCUAUAA
This is a messenger RNA of Nicotiana tabacum (common tobacco), 492 nucleotides long. NCBI's taxonomy places the organism in Eukaryota, Viridiplantae, Streptophyta, Magnoliopsida, Solanales, Solanaceae. The record is from RefSeq and is a predicted model, not a curated record.